This is a messenger RNA of Clupea harengus (Atlantic herring), 3051 nucleotides long. Its product is annotated as inactive dipeptidyl peptidase 10. Gene Ontology annotation, molecular function: serine-type peptidase activity. Gene Ontology annotation, cellular component: plasma membrane; voltage-gated potassium channel complex. Gene Ontology annotation, biological process: regulation of potassium ion transmembrane transport; proteolysis. NCBI's taxonomy places the organism in Eukaryota, Metazoa, Chordata, Actinopteri, Clupeiformes, Clupeidae. The record is from RefSeq and is a predicted model, not a curated record.
UGGGAUACUAUGUCUACUACUAUAUUCAUAAUUUACUAUGACGAUAUGGGCAUGAUGUAUUCUACAACUGGCAUCCUAAACAUUUUGGUUUUGUGUACCAGAUUAGUAUUAACCAUAUGAGAACGCAGUGAAAGAAGUUACGCGUUGUCUUCAUUAAUUCCUGCUGGUCAAUAGCAUUGAUCACACAGAAAGGGGGCGAAACAGGCAGUGGGUUGUGGAAGACUGGGGGUGGCGGUUAGAGAGAGAGAGAUUGUCGAGCUCCAGUCGAGAGGUUUGCCCGUAACUUGCAAACCGAAGCAACCGCCUGGGGUGCUCAGACCAUUCAGCGGGACUGUCCAACGCGUGGAAGGGCUGUUAAAACCCGGAGAGCGCUGCUAAAUUGACGACCGCAAAGAUGAUUGCAACCACGCAACAAAACAUGACAACAGACCAUGACAUGGGGAGCUCAAGUGGACCACCACGGAACUGGAAGGGAAUAGGCAUUGCCAUGGUGGUGAUCCUGGCCGUCAUGUCUCUGGUCCUCCUGGCAGUGGUCGUUCUCACACCUGAUGAGUCUCACCUCUUAUUACAGUCCCCCCUCACCAUGGAGGACAUUGAGAGCCGUGGGUUCAAAGUUCAAGACCCCUGUGUCAGCUGGCUGAAUGAGAACGAGGUAGUCCUGCGCACCAGGGAGGGUCACGUGCUGACCUACGACCUGCAGUCCAACCUCACGUCCACCUUACUGGACAACAGCACACUGGAUCCUGACUGCAUGAAGUUCCAAGUGUCAGCGGAUAAGAGGUUCAUUCUGUCGGCGUAUAACAUUCGUCCGGUGUUCACUCAGUCCUUCACUGCCAGCUAUGCCAUCCACACCGUGGCCAGUGGGGACAUUGCGGAGCUCACGCCACCAGAUGAAGAGACGGCUGUGCUUCAGUAUGCGGAGUGGGGGCCUCAGGGGAGCCAGCUGGUCUAUGUCUUUGACAAUGACAUCUACUACCAGCCAGAUGUAUCUAGCCGAGCAAUGCGACUCACCUCAACAGGCAGGGAGGAACUUGUGGUCAACGGCGUGACUGAUUGGACCUACGAAGAGGAGGUUCUGCUCUCCUAUAAGGCUCUCUGGUGGUCAGUAGAUGGUGCCCGUCUGGCGUACCUCACGAUCAACAACUCCGCCACACCUCUAAUGGAGAUUCCUCACUUCCUGGGUGGAAUAUAUCCUUCCAACAUCUUAUACCCAUACCCUAAGGCAGGCUCUCACAUUUCCUCUGUCAGCCUCUUUGUGGUGAAUCUCUAUGGGCCUGCUCACACAGUGGAGAUGAUUCCCCCAGAUUCUCAGAGGGCCAGAGACAGCUACAUCUCGAUGGUUAGCUGGAUAAGCAGCACUCAGCUAGCUGUGCGCUGGCUGAAUCGGGUCCAGAACCAGUCAGUGCUCUCCGUUUGUGAGGCCACAACUGGGGCCUGCUCUGAGAAACACAAAAUGAGUGUGGACCUUUGGCAGACUCAGCAGCAGGAGGUGUCGUUGUUCUCAGCAGAUGGCUCUGUGUUUUACUUGACACUUCCUGCCAAACAAGGGGCGCGUGGGGAGUUCCGCCACAUCGCAAGCCUAUCCUCUCAGCCUGUCCUCUCAUCUGUUUCUCCUCGCUUUCUGACAUCGGGCAACUGGGAUGUCACCUCUCUCUGCGCGCUGGAUGAGGAAACUGGGAAAAUUUACUUCCUGAGCACAGAAGAAUCCAGACAGAGCCGACACUUGUACAGUGUGGAAUUAGGGGGGUUUUUCCUGCGGCAGUGUCUGACCUGUGGCCUCGUAGACGACUGUAGCUUCUUUCGAGCUCAGUUCAGCCCAAACCUCACCUACUUCACCCUCCACUGCUUAGGGCCUGGAGUGCCUAAGGUGACCAUUCAUGGCACAAGUGACCCAUCCAGAUACACAGUCCUGGAAGAUAAUGUUCCACUGGCUAUUGCUCUGGGAGGAAAGCGCCUUCCUGAGAUACUGUACCAGACCCUUUCAGCUGACAACUACGAUCUUCACGUCAAGCUCUCCCUGCCUAAAGGCUAUGAAGCAGACCUGCACCCUCUCCUGGUCAUCGUUGACGGUAGCCCAGGCAGUCAGCUGGUCACGGAAGAGUUCUCUCUGGACUGGGCACAGGUGCUGUCCAACUCCCACCGCACGGCCCUGGCCUGGGUGGAUGGCAGGAGCAGGGGGUCCAGAGGCCAGAAGACUAGCCCCUUAGAUGCUCGCAAACCUGGGCCACUCAGGAUCAAGGACCAUUUGGGCGUGGUGGAGUGGUUGAUGCAGCUGCCUUAUAUUGACAACAGAAGGGUUGCUCUCUAUGGGAAGGCAUUUGGAGGCUAUUUGACCCUGAAAAUGCUGGCUGGCACCAAUCGACUCUUCAAGUGCGGGGUUGCUGUGGCUCCCAUUACAGACUUCAAACUCUAUAGUGCUGCUUUUUCAGAGAGGUACCUAGGACUCCCUGAUAAGGAGGACCAUGCUUAUGUGGCAGCCUCCUUGCUUGAAGAUGUCACCAAAUUAAAAGAUGAGCAGUUUCUUCUGCUGCACGGAACGGCAGACGCCCGAGUGCACUUCCAGCACAGCGCGGAGCUCCUGAGCCGGCUGGUGAAGGUGGAGGCCAACUACUCCCUGCAGCUCUAUCCAGACGAGGGCCACACACUCAGGGAGGCACGCAGCCUCCAGCACCAGAGCCGCGUCCUCCUCCACUAUCUCCACAACUGCCUCAAGCUUGACCCCUCCCUCACCUAUGUAGAGGAUGAGGAGGAUGAGGAGGAAGAAGAUGACUGAGUCCCACCCAUCUUCCCCUGUCCUCAACCCCCCUCCCUCCCCCAGAGAGACUAAAUGAGGACAGCUUGCCCCCCUCCCCCACCUUACAAGAGCCGAAGGGUGCAAGAGGUGGGGACCCACUCUGCCAACCACUUAACUGGACCUCUUCCGAGAAGAGGAUGCAGUGCUCAUGACCUUGUCACCUCACUGGGGGGUGCCAUUUCACUCAUUUAUGUGUGUGUGAGUUGGUGUGGUGCACGCACGUGUGUGUGUGUGUGUGUGUGUGUGUGUGUGUGUGU